AUGGCUCUACGCGAGUUGCCGUUUCGGACGGUAUCCGGUCUCUGCAGAGAGGUGCGGCCUGCUGUGCACGCCGUCCGACCCUCCCUCCGCCGCAAUGCCUCCGCGGGAGCCCUCCAGGAAGUCGAAGACUCGUCCUCCUUUGCCGUGCCGCCUCCAUCGAAAGAUCUCGUCCAGAACUUCGACCCGAUAGCGCGUAGCAGACUAAGGCGCCAGGGCAAGAAGCAGCUUCCGGCAAGCAGGUACCAAUACCGCCCGCCCAAGUACUACCGCGGUCCACUCCAUCCGCAUCAGCCUCCACCCGCAUCGGAUCCCGUGUCGCGUGAAUUCCAGCCUGGUCCUUUCAGCCUACCUCGAUUGGAACAGACAUACCAAAGCACGAUUGCCGCCGAUAUCCUCACACUCACAUACCAACACUAUCCGCCGGGAUACAGGCCGCCAAAAGUGGAGAACCGACUACGGCAGUGGUCUGGCGAUUCGCCUUACUUCAAGAACAGACCACUGAGGGGGCCGCGAGGACGUGGUGAGGAACUGCGAUUAUUGAAUGAACCCAGAACAUUUCGCAAUGUUCCGAAGAUUACCAAGAUCACCGUGCACUCUAUGGUGCCCGAGGCCCAAGAGAAUAGCGCGUAUUUGCACGUUGCCGGCAUGAUAUUACAGGCAGUUAGCAACGUUCGGGCGACGGCGCACAAGGCCAGACACAACGUGGUUGGCUGGGGACUUCGUGAGGGCAAAUAUGUGGCUGUGACAUCCCACAUGGAGCGCGAGGACGCGCACCAUUUUUUGGCGAAGCUUGUGGAUGUAGUACUUCCACGAAUCAAAGAAUGGAAGGGCGUCCCAGGCUCAUCUGGUGAUGGAGCAGGCAACAUGAGCUUCGGUCUCACCCCCGCUCAGGUCACCCUCUUCCCUGAGAUCGAGGUCAACUAUGACGCUUACCCACCCAAAAUGAUUCCGGGUAUGCACAUCACCAUCCACACCGACGCCACGAACAACAAGGACGCACGCCUGCUGCUCCAAGCCAUCGGCUUGCCGUUCUAUGGAAAGCUGAACGACUAG
Messenger RNA from Didymosphaeria variabile, 1053 nucleotides. It is a transcript of the gene mrpl7, whose product is annotated as 54S ribosomal protein L7, mitochondrial. Gene Ontology annotation, molecular function: RNA binding; structural constituent of ribosome. Gene Ontology annotation, biological process: translation. Gene Ontology annotation, cellular component: cytosolic large ribosomal subunit; ribosome. The record is from RefSeq and is a predicted model, not a curated record. Lineage: Eukaryota; Fungi; Ascomycota; Dothideomycetes; Pleosporales; Didymosphaeriaceae. The coding region runs from base 1 to 1053 and encodes 350 amino acids. The transcript is spliced from 3 exons.